Messenger RNA from Eimeria mitis, 375 nucleotides. RefSeq lists its product as uncharacterized. Bases 1 to 375 code for a protein of 124 amino acids. The transcript has 2 exons. NCBI's taxonomy places the organism in Eukaryota, Apicomplexa, Conoidasida, Eucoccidiorida, Eimeriidae. The record is from RefSeq and is a predicted model, not a curated record.
AUGCACCUGGCGAAGCCAACUUUGUUUCUGCUGCAAUGCGCAGCAGCAGCAACAGCAGCAACAGCAUCAGUAACAACUGCAGCAACAGAAGCAGCAGCAACAAAAACAACAACAACAGCAACAACAGCAGCAACAACAACAGUAACAACACAGCAACAGGAACAACAACAGCAGCUGCCGCAUCAGCAACAACAGCAGCAGGAUCAGCAACAACAACAGCAACAACAACAGCAACAGCAGCAGCAACAACAGCAGCAGCAGCAGCAGCAACAACAACAGCAACAGCAGCAGCAACAACAGCAGCAGCAGCAGCAACAACAACAACAGCAGCAGCAGCAGCAGCAACAACAGCAAACAAAAACAGCAACAGCAUAA